Molecule: messenger RNA, 1912 nt
Organism: Bactrocera latifrons
Lineage: Eukaryota; Metazoa; Arthropoda; Insecta; Diptera; Tephritidae
Exons: 2
Coding region: 541-1305 (254 amino acids)
Source: RefSeq, a predicted model, not a curated record
GACAAAUUGCACAUUUUAGUACAAAUUGUGUUUAUUAAAUAUAGUUCAAACCCGAAAUUUAAAAAAGAAAAUCACACAAAAACAUAAAACGUAAAAUGGAUACAGAAUCUGAUGAGCCCGAGGGCUCCUGGGCUUAUAAUGUGAGAGAAACGGAUAUACAUUGAAAGUAAUAUUAUUAUAAAACCACUUUCAACAGCAAACACACCAAGCACAUUCGAACUUCAAAAAAUUACGUAUGAUGAAGAUCACCAAGGCCCAUUCAUUGUAUACAUAGAUAUAAAAAAUAGAGGAAAUGAACGAAGUGCUAUAAAUGCGGUCGCGAUCGCUGGUUUAAUAAAAAAACUAAAAUAUGGAUACGACGACAUCAAUGAAAUAAGUAAAGCUGGUUAUGGGAGAGUCAAGGUACUAUGCAAGACUGCAAGAGUUGCAAACGAUCUAUGCAACAACCAACUACUGCGGGAUAAGAGAUACGAACCAUAAAUCCUUCAACAUUGUAUAUCCAAAGUGGGCAUCAUAUUCGAUAUUCCCACAGAGAUUACAAUGGAGGAGCUCAUGGAAGACGUACGCAUCCUAAAGAUGUUAAGGGUGGAAAUCAAAUCCAAAAAUGAAAAUGAAGAAGUAAAAAUUCCAACAAGAAUAGUGAAAGUAUUUUUCAAAGGCCAAACGAUCCCUGAACACAUAACUUAUGCCUACACAAAAAUUAAAGUAAGCCCCUUCGUAGCGUUAACUCAGUGUUACAAGUGCUACCGUUUUAACCAUUUUGCACAACAUUGUAAGAAAACUAGGUCAAGAUGCAAAAAAUGUUUUCAAAUAUAUGCAGUAAAAGAAGCAUGCCAAAAGUUAAUAUGUGUAAACUGUAACUUCGAACAUGCACCAACAGCGAAAGAAUGUCCAGCAAGGGUAAAAACGUACAUAAUCAAAAGAACGAUGACCCUAGAAGAAAGCUCUUACAGAGAAGCCCACAGAAAAGUUGCAGGCAUCUUAGGUAACCGUUUUGAACUUUUGGACAAUUACGAUAACAAUUUCCCCGAAUUACAUAGCAAACGUACUAACAAUAUGCAUCAAAAUAAUAAAUCCACAUCAUAUAUCCGUAAAAUAUUACCAUUUACUAAAGUAAUUAAAAGCAAUAUUAACAAUACAAAUAAAAAUAGACGCAGAGAACAGGCAAAUGCAAGAAAUACUAUGCAGGAAUGGAGAGAAACAAUCAAACCAAUUAAAAGCAAUGAAAUCAUUCAAUCAACACGAAAAUUACAAGAAACACGAAACACAGUGAAUUACUAUCUAAAAGCAUUGAAGGCAUCUUAAGAAUACAUGUAGAAAACACAAUAAAUCAUAAUAACUUAUUACCCGCAAGAUAUUAUGGUUUUCGAAAGCAUCACUCUACUGCACAAUGUAUUAAUGAUGUGAUCAGCACAAUUGCUUUACUUGAAAAAUAAAAAUGCCAAGGAAUGGCUGCAUGUAUCGACGUGGAAAAAGCAUAUGAUUCUGUGGAUGUGGACAUUUUAAAAGAUAUACUAUCUACAACUCAAAUUAAUGCUAAAGUAACGGAUUGGAUUAUUUCAUUUUUAAAACGAAGAUAUCUCAAACUAGAUCAUCAAAAAGUGAUCACUAACAACGGUUUAGCACAAGGUAGUGGCUUAAGUUCAACACUUUUUAAUGUAUACACUACACAAUUACAGCCAAUAAUAGAUGAAAAUUGUAAACUAUUGUUAUCAUCAGAAACGGGACCAAACCCAAAAUAUUCUGAAAGGAAAAAUAAAAGAAUUUAUCACUGAAUGCAACAAAAUCAAUUUAAAAAUAAACCUUAAUAAAACCAAAAGUAUAUAUUUCAACCGGCGUAACACACAAAUAGAUAUUCAUAUAAAUAAUAGGGGAAUAUUUAGUAUCGCGCCGGUUAAAUAUCGUUUAUGGA